This is a messenger RNA of Drosophila miranda, 788 nucleotides long. RefSeq lists its product as uncharacterized. Gene Ontology annotation, molecular function: nucleic acid binding. The record is from RefSeq and is a predicted model, not a curated record. Gene Ontology annotation, biological process: tRNA splicing, via endonucleolytic cleavage and ligation. Bases 195 to 653 code for a protein of 152 amino acids. Lineage: Eukaryota; Metazoa; Arthropoda; Insecta; Diptera; Drosophilidae. The transcript is spliced from 4 exons.
GCUAUCGAUUCUGUUGUCUUCCUGUUAAAACUCAUGAAAAUAAAGCAAAAUAAUUGUUUAAUUAAAGUGCGCAACAAAUGCAGCAGUUUUAAAGUGGCAGCCGUUUUGCUUGGAGUAUUGUUCUUCAGCAAUCCUACUAACGUCAAUUUGUUUUUUUGGUCGUAUUAUUGUUAAACACAGGCAAGGCAUUUCAUAUGUUGGUACUUCAGCUGUUUCCGAAAAGUAUUGCUUUAAACGACGCUUCGGCAUUUUAUUAUAUUCCAUUUCAAACGCUUUCUCAAAGCAUAGUGGGCGUAGAAGAACUUGGAGAAGCAUUUGCAGCCAUGCUUCAGCUGAGAGAUUUUCAGAAUGUAUGUCCCGAUGAUUUGACAGCGGCCCUGGCUCUUCAGGUUUACAACGACUUAAAAAGGGAUGAGCGCUGCGGCCACCUGCAGCCGCACUACGAUGAUGAUUUGAAGGUGCUCUACUUGCGGAAAGAGGACACACAGGCUGCUUACAUACCCAUGCUCCAUACGAAGGGCAUUCAUUUCAGCCUAGUUGAGGCAAUGCAAGACAAAUUUGGAAAAAACAACAUAUUUUUGGCCAUCGUGGAUAAUACAGGCAACAUUUUGUAUUACCAGGUGACCGAAGGAUUCAGUGAAAAAAAGUUCUAAAGGUGCUUGAUAUUUAAUUAAUAGAAAACGCUGUCCCUAAUAUUUUAAGAUUAUGUGUAUUUAUUUAGUCAAUUGCUUACAGACUGUUAGAUCCUUGUGAAGCAUUAAAAAGCCAAUUUCAAACUUGUUUGAUGA